Molecule: messenger RNA, 566 nt
Organism: Mycena citricolor
Lineage: Eukaryota; Fungi; Basidiomycota; Agaricomycetes; Agaricales; Mycenaceae
Source: the annotation of a GenBank genome assembly
AAGCCUACCUCCCAUCGGAGAUGCCGCUCGAUCUGGCUUUGGGACCCAGCCAACCGUUUUCAAGAUGGCACGUGUUUUGGAUCGUGAGCCGACUCCGCUGUUCUCGCGCUUGUCUCGCGCGCACACUGGUACACCUCUUGUCUUUUCACUUGUUUGACCAUUGUUCCGCAGUUGCCUGCGUCGCCAACGAAAACGAGAAGUCUCUAGUAUCACACCUCCUUCCGUCAACUACACGCUCGAGGAACUGUGAUACGGCUUACGUCGUGCGACUCGUCUAUCGAACGACAUGCUUGCGACACGCGCUUGGGAGGCUACCUAAAUGUUGAACAGGGAAGGAUGUCGAUGGAAUGGGCGAAGUAUCGAGAGUGUCAUGUCAUCACACUUGUCCCGCGCGCCCUUUUUGCUACGCACACAAUGCACAAGUUUUAUGCGUUGCUUGUUCGACAUCAUCCUUGUCUACAUUGGGUGAUUCUUGAAUUGGCCCAUCGGAACAAGAAGACACAUCAAUAUUCGAGCCUUAUGUUGCACGGAACUACAUACACUGUAUCUGGGGGGGACAAAUCAAG